AUGUUUUCCAACGCGAUCAAGCUAGAAAAUCUGAACGAUUACUACAACGAGGAGGAGGAAUGCAUAAAGCCCUUUCUUGGCUGCGUUACAAACGAAGAGACCAAUUUUCUCAAAAACCAAAAUGCAGUCGAAAUUUUAAACGAAAUUAGGAAAAAAAAAAUCAACAUCAUUUCGUUGUCUUUGCAAAGCAUCACGGCAUUGUCCGUACAUUACGACUUGUCCCUUCCGAGGACACAAAAUAAGUUAUGCUUUCUGUUGAAAUCGUUGGGCUUCGAUUAUGUGUAUGAGUCUUCUCUCAGCGAAUUGAUAGCACUGAAUGAGAGCAAGCGCGAGUUUAUGCACCACUUUGGGGAGGCCAUGAGGACAGGGGAACAAAGAGAGCAGUACCGAAACAAUGCCGAUGAUAGCUUGAGCAGUAAAAGGAACCACCGUGUGAAGUCCAAGCGGGGAAGUAAAACUGAGCUGAAGGGGGGAAAUCUUCAGAAGGUAGUUACAAAUGGGAGGAAGCUCACCAAGGGAAACAGCAACGAUGCCGCUGUCUACACAGGUGAGGAAAACAUCUCCCUUCCCCUGAUUUGCUCUCAUUGCAGUGGCACCGUUAUAUAUGGAGAAAAAAAUUUCGAUGAAGAACAGCUAAACGCAUUUAGCAAGGUAAAGUCCAGUCAGGACAUCCAAGGAAUCAUCCUAAAAAUCCUGCACCUCCAGAAGAGCAUAAAUGUAACUCUGCCCCUCUUGGAAAGCCUCCCCCCAAUGAGGAGCUUUUUCAAUUGGUACUGCAACUACGAGUCGCAGUUUUGGGCCGUUUGCAGGGAGCACUAUCGUAGGAAUCGCUAUCAUAGGAACCGCGAUCUUUUGCAAUCGGGCCAAGUUGGCACCGGAAGUGGCGGAAACAGCGGAAGUAGCGGAAGCAUCGAAAGCAGCGGUGUAACUGCCAACCCCCCAACGAUCUACGACAUCAACCAUGUUUACCUGCUGUACUGCUUCGACAAAAAAUUAGAGGCGCACAGAAGUAACCUCCCCCAACAGAAUUCCCUAAAUCAGAACAUGCUCUCCUACCUGUCUUAUGUCUCUCCACGGACACUCGACCGGAUGAGGGAUAUGGCCAACCCAGACCAACAGGAGAAGAGGAACUUCCAUUGCGUCGAUGCUGUGCUAACCACGGUGGAGUUGGUCGAGCUGAUAAACGACACGGAUAUUGAUUUUUUGUCGCUGCCAGAGAUGCCUGUUGAUAGUGUGUAUGACCUUUUGCGUGGCGCCAUGAAGGGGUUGGACGCAGAUAAGACGAAAAGGGGCCCCGAAGAAGCUGCCACAGAGGAGACGUCGCCCAAGACACACGCCGAACGAGAUGCCACCCGCAACCUGCACGAACUGCACGAACUGCGCGAACUUUACGACCAGCUGGGCGAGUACACACUCCGGUGCGGCAACAGAAAUAAUAUUUCGAUGGGCUACGGAGAAGAGAUAUUCAAAUAUGUGUGCAAAGAAUUUUUCAAUUUUGAAGUGAACGAGGAGUUCCAUCUCAAAUACCACGACAUAAUGGUGUUGUCUCUGUUGGAAGGAGAUCACUGUGUUUUCCGAGUGAUCCUGUCCUACGGCUUUAAGAGCAUGUAUAGUGUUAUCCGGAAGGUGAGGGAGGGAAAGGCGAAGGGGGGCGAGGUGAAGGAGGCCAAGGGGGGAAGCCCACAACGGAGAAGUCCACCACGGAGAAGCCCACCACGGAGUGGUACACCACCAAACCCCCCCGGAGAGGCAAAAAAAUACGACGUGGAAAUUACCUACAAUCUGCAUUUCACAGGAAGAAUUGACUACAUCGAAUUGAUGGCCUGCGAAAAGGGGUGCCUCUUCGGAUGCGCCCAGAACAUUUUCUCGGAACGUGUCCACAGGCGAACCUCCUGUCAAUGCUACAACUAUCGAAUUUUGAAAAAAAUCGCACAGCAGGAGGUUAUUGAAAAUUUUGACUUCCUCCGUUCAGAUGGAAGGAGCGAUGCACAGGGGGGUAGAGGACAAGCGGAAGAUGAAACGGGAGGCAUUACGUGUGCCAGCGAAAAACACACACGAUGUGAUCAUCACAUGCAGGAUGUAGAAGCCUCAUCGAUUAACAAAGGGGAAACACGAAAUGGGUACGAACUGUUUAAUCAGCCAAAAGUGGAUACAGAAAAGCUGUUUCAAAAAAUGUAUGACACCAUGCAUAGUGACAAACUUACGGUGUAUGUCAAUUCGAACAAAUGCGAUAGGGAUGUAAAUGUCAACUCGUUUUUAAAAAACAUCGGCAAUUUUUUCAACACGGAAACUUUCCACAUUCUUAAGACUUCCUUUUCUUCCAAGAAAAAGGCAGACAUUAUCAAUUGGUGA
Molecule: messenger RNA, 2352 nt
Organism: Plasmodium cynomolgi strain B
Lineage: Eukaryota; Apicomplexa; Aconoidasida; Haemosporida; Plasmodiidae
Exons: 2
Coding region: 1-2352 (783 amino acids)
Molecular function (GO): 4 iron, 4 sulfur cluster binding
Source: RefSeq, a predicted model, not a curated record